Molecule: messenger RNA, 621 nt
Organism: Monoraphidium neglectum
Lineage: Eukaryota; Viridiplantae; Chlorophyta; Chlorophyceae; Sphaeropleales; Selenastraceae
Exons: 1
Source: RefSeq, a predicted model, not a curated record
CUCACAGAGUCGGCGGCCGGCAGCGCCGCGUCGCUCGCCGCCGGCCGCCGCGCGGGCGGCGCGGGCCCGCUGCGCGUGCCGCGGCACGUGCGGCCGCGGACGCUGCUGCGGCGCUACGACCCGCUCGAGUCGCUCGGGCGCGCGCUGCUGUACCACACGCGCCCCGCGGCGCCGUUCAGGUCUGAGGCGUUCGCGGGCUGCGUGCGCCUCGCGCCCGCGCCGCACUGGCUGUUUGCUGUCGUCACCUCAGAGCACCUGCUGCUGCUCGCGUGCCGCGCGGGGCCGGGCGGGCCGCUCUUCCGGCGCCCGGCGCUGCAGCGGCUGCUGCAGGCGCGGGACGUGCUGGCGGCGACGGCGGAGGGGCCGCGGCUGCGGCUGCUGUGCCUGCCGCCCUGGGACCGCUCGCCGCUGCACCCCGCGGCGGCGCACGCGGGCGGCUCCGCCGCUGCGUCCUCUGAGGGCGGCGGGCGGGGCCCAGAUGCGAGCCCACUGGCCAAGUGGUUUGUCGCCUGCACGAUCGAGUGCGGCACGGCGGACGCCGCGGCGCGCGUGCGGCAGCUGCUGCUGUCCGUCUCCGAGCCUCAGCGGCGCGGGGCGGCGGCGGGCGGCUGGCUGGGGUGA